Molecule: messenger RNA, 1625 nt
Organism: Trematosphaeria pertusa
Lineage: Eukaryota; Fungi; Ascomycota; Dothideomycetes; Pleosporales; Trematosphaeriaceae
Exons: 3
Coding region: 85-1602 (505 amino acids)
Biological process (GO): ubiquitin-dependent protein catabolic process; regulation of protein catabolic process
Cellular component (GO): proteasome regulatory particle, lid subcomplex; proteasome complex
Molecular function (GO): enzyme regulator activity
Source: RefSeq, a predicted model, not a curated record
GCUCUCAGCCCUCUGCCUCCGCCUACCCACAACCGCCGCUCGUACCUUCUCCUCUGCCCUCCUAAACAUACCCCAACGAUCAACAUGGCGGAGAAUAUGGAAGGCGUCGUCACCGAGGGCGAGCAGCCCAAAGCCGAGAAUGUUGAGCAGAAGGCGGUCGCUGACAUUCGAGGCAACUUCACCCUGCUGGAACGAGCCGUCGCCCAGUUCGAUUCGCGGUUUACGCUUAGGGCUCUUCGAUCAAUAUCGUCCCUCCGGAAGAGGCUCACCGACCGCGUGCUAUGUUCAGUCAUCGUCCUGACGUAUUCGCCGAGCAACGCCACUGCGAGGGUGCUCAUCGAGGCGAUUGGUAUGGAUGGAGAGGUUAUACAGAGUGUAGUGUCUCAGUACAAGGAGGAGAUUCAGCAGAACAAGGGCAGCACCAAGGAGCCGAUACCUGAGAUCGACGUCUACAUAGCCAUCCUGAUCCAGGUGUAUCUCUACGACCAGAAAGACUAUGAGGAGGGCGCCGAGUUCUCGUCCCAGCUAGUAGACAAGAUCCGGGAGCUGAACAGGCGAACCUUGGAUUCCCUAGCCGCGAAAGCCUACUUCUACUUCUCGCUCUUCCACGAAGAGCUCGAUCCGAAACCGCCGUCCAAGCAGUCGCCCGUUAUCGCGCUUCGUGGAAAGCUGCUUGCGGCCUUACGCAGCGCCGUCCUCCGGAAGGACCAGGACACACAGGCUUCGGUGACGACAUUGCUCCUGCGAAACUACAUCUCCACCGCCGAUAUCACACAGGCCGAUCUCCUCGUCGCGCAAACCCAGUUCCCUCCGAAUGCCCCAAACAACCAGGUCGCAAGGUACCUCUACUACCUUGGCCGCAUACGGGCGAUCCAACUGUCUUACACGGAGGCGCAUGACCACCUCACAAGCGCAACCCGCAAGUCUCCAACGAACUCGGUCGCGGCCGGCUUUUACCAGGCUUCUAUGAAGCUGUUGAUCGUGGUGGAGUUGCUCAUGGGUGAUAUUCCAGACCGUGCUGUCUUCAGCCAGCCUCGCCUUGAGUAUGCGUUGGAGCCGUACUUCCGCCUCGUUCAAGCAGUCCGUGUCGGUGAUCUCCAAGGCUUCUUAAAGAUUGUCGCCACCUUCGCCUCGACCUUCCACCGCGACGGUACCUACACCUUGAUCCUCCGUCUCCGACAAAACGUCAUCAAGACCGGCAUUCGCAUGCUUUCGCUGUCCUACUCGCGCAUCUCGCUACGAGAUAUCUGCAUUCGCCUCGGGCUGGAGAGCGAAGAGUCGGCUGAGUACAUUGUUGCAAAGGCUAUCCGCGACGGCGUCAUUGAGGCCUCAAUCGACCACGAGAAGGGCUUCAUGCAGACAAAGCAAGCCGGCGACAUCUAUGCCACGCGCGAACCUGGCGAGGCCUUCCACGAGCGUAUCCGAGCUUGCUUGACUUUGCACGAUGAGUGCGUCAAGGCGAUGCGAUAUCCUAUGAACCAGCAUCGCUUGGAGCUGAAGAAUGCCCAAGAGGCGAGAGAGCGGGAGCGGGAGCUUGCUAAGGAGAUCCAGGAGGGCGAUAUUGAUGAGGAUGAUGCAGCUGGAGACUUCGACGGUCUAUAGACAAGGAAUGAAAACGGCACAUG